CGCGAAAAUGCUCAUUAAUACUGCUGCUUUCACCAUACCUUGAAUGGGCCCCUCUCAUCAUCUUCACCUUGUCCAGGAAGCACUACAUAAGCCAACACAAGAUGAGCAGUUGGAUCUAUUGACCCGAGAGAAUGCUGCAAUAAAGAUACAACGAGCGUGGAGAGCAAAGAAACAUGCUGGAUACUUGCAUCCUGACUUUCUGUGGUCUGACCUGACUACCCAUGCACGACUGCAGAUUGACAGACAGGGAGCUGAAGGAGAAAAGAACCGGCCCCGAGAUCGGUGGCGGCGAGCUGUGUUCCUUCUGGGAAGGAUGGAAGAUGGAAACCAAAUGCUCGCGAAGACUGGAGUGGAGAACGCAGAUGCCGUCCGUAAACAUCUGGAGACUCAACAUUGGCUUGAGCUGAUAGAUGGAAAGCAUCGAUAUGGCUCAAACUUGAAGUACUAUCAUAGGAAAUGGCAAGAGUCGGACACCACCGAGAAUUUCUUUAACUGGCUUGACAAAGGCGGUGGGAAGGAUCUUUCAUUACCUGAGUGCUCGCGAGAACAGCUCGAGAAGGAGAGGAUAAGUUACCUUUCUCCUGAACAGCGGCUGAACUAUCUGGUCCAGAUCGACAGCGACGGUAGACUUCGAUGGGCAAGAAGUGGAGAGCUAGUCGAUACCACUGCAGGUCGAUGGAAGGAUGCAGGAGGAGGCAAUGGCAUCGUUCCUCUUACACACCCAGAGCCGACGAAUGCACAGCAGCGGACAAGCUUUGCAGGACCUUCCUCAAGCAGAAGUACUCCAGGAAGUGAUCCAGGAUUCGGUGACGAAGUUGACACAGCGAUGCAUUAUUAUGCGAAUGAGAAACUCCCCCAAAAUCGUUUCAAAAGAAUCCUAUGGCGCAAUUUUACGCUUCGUGGACUUUUGGACAGAUUGUUGCGGAAGACACUCAAACGCAAUACUUGGAUCUACGUUUCGGAUAAGAACUUCAACAUAUUCAUCGGAAUUAAAGAACCGGGAACAUUCCAACACUCGUCUUUUCUAGGAGGCGGGUUGGUCACUUCAGCUGGUCUCAUAUCUGUGAAAAACGGAUUGGUCCAUACACUAUCACCUUUAUCUGGACAUUACAGGACAUCAAUUCAGCAUUUCAGACAGUUUAUAAGGGUGCUGGAUGAGCGAGGGGUGGACAUGUCUAAAGUCAAGGUUAGCAAAGCCGAGGCAGCACUUUGGGGAAUGGAACAUAUCGCGAAGUUCAAGAAGAAAAAAGCCGCCGUUAUGAAGGAAGGCAAAGAAGGAAUCGCAGAUGCAGCACAUGGUGCUAAGCAAAGAAUCGUUGCGCCGAACGAGAAGAUCCGAGAUAGGACGGAGCUUCGGGAGGGACGUCAGAAGAAUACCCACCCUGUGAAUGCAGAGCAAGGACCGUCGCAGUGAGAGGGCUGAAAAUCGCGGGCGGUAUAUAAUGUAUCUAUACAGCUCCAUCUCACUUCUCCAUAACUCGACCGCAUUUUGUCUGCAGAUAUCCUGGACAUUUAUCUUAGUUUCCGUUUUCACGAACGCAUGCAGUAUGAGGCUUCUGCCCUCGAGACUACAGAUACAACU
Messenger RNA from Somion occarium, 1582 nucleotides. The record is from the annotation of a GenBank genome assembly. NCBI's taxonomy places the organism in Eukaryota, Fungi, Basidiomycota, Agaricomycetes, Polyporales, Cerrenaceae.